Messenger RNA from Cooperia oncophora, 501 nucleotides. The record is from the annotation of a GenBank genome assembly. NCBI's taxonomy places the organism in Eukaryota, Metazoa, Nematoda, Chromadorea, Rhabditida, Trichostrongylidae.
AUGGUGCUGUCACGGAUAAAUCAUUUAAACAUCACAUCGUCACCACCUCUCUUAUCAACAGUUGUACAUAGCUCGGCACCUGCCUACCCGUGUAGCCAGAUUCCUCGUUGGCACGGUCAAUUUAUCUUUUGCGUUCAUUCGAGACGAGCUGAUCUUGGAUUGAAGCAAUCAGGCUUACAGUUGUCACAUGACAAGGGUCUCUCAUUCACCCAAUCAGUAGAAGCUGUAGAAGACACACGCCGCGAUACAAUCCCCUCCAUCCCACCUGCUAAGCGGCAAAUAUUUGGAAACUAUAAUAUUUAUUGGGAGCCAGAUGUUAGAGGUGGUCAGUGUGCUACUUACAAGCCACACGUACUCAAUGGAGGCGAUCAAGAUUGCCAAUUCAAUUUGACCUACAAAGAUGACUAUGACAAACCACUUCACACAGAAUCAUUUACUGCCAGCAAAGGCUCCACUGAGGUAAGCGAACCACUUCUUGAAAAUUGGCGUGUCGCUCUAUGA